AUGCCCUUCGGAUUGAAAAAUACCGAAGCUGCAUAUCAGAGGCUGAUCAACAUGAUGUUUGUCGAACUUAUUGGAAAAACCAUAGAAGUCUACGUGGACGACAUGCUAGUUAAAAGCCUCCAGGUGAAUGAACACUUUUUGGGAUACAUUGUGAACCAAAGGGGAGUCGAAGCAAAUCCGGUAAAGAUUAGGGCCUUACUGGAAAUGAGAGCCACUGAUAAGAGCCUAACCUUCUUCAAAGUGUUGAAGCAAGAAAAGAAAUUCCAAUGGACCGAUGAGUGGGAGGAAGCCUUCCAAGCACUGAAGAAACACUUAGGAGAGGCACCUCUGUUAUCCAAACCUAAACCACAGGAAUCACUACUGCUAUACUUGGCAGUCUCGAACGAGGCCGUCAGCGCAGUCAUAGUCAGAGAAGAAAACGAGCACCAAUUAUCGGUAUACUAUGUCAGCAAAGCACUACUCUCAGCAGAAACUCACUACCCGGACAUAGAAAAACUGGCACUCGCCCUCAUCACGGCGUCAAGAAAACUGAGGCCGUACUUCCAGGCUCAUUCAAUUGAGGUUCUUACCAACUUCCCAUUAAAGCAGAUGCUACAGAGAACUGAAGCUUCGGGCCGCUUGCUAAAAUGGGUAAUCGAGCUAAGUUAUUUCGAUCUAUUGUUCCAACUCAGACAUGUCAUCAAAGGACAAGCUCUUGCAGAUUUUGUAGCUGAAUUUGCCAUAACCCCAGAAAUGGAGGCGGCAAUUAAACCAGUCGAGUCCCCAAAAUGGAACCUGUUCGUGGAUGGAUGUUCAGGAGAAACUGGCUUAGGAGCUAGGAUCGUCAGAAGGCUCCUGGCAAGCAGCAACUCUCAACUUGUGGUGAGUCAGGUCAAUGGGAACUUUGCCGCUAAAGACAGUAGCAUGGCUGCAUAUUUAAAAUUGGUCCUGGACCUAGUCCCUCAUUUCGAGAGGUUCGAACUGAUUCAAGUCCCACACCUCGAGAACACUCUUGCAGACGCCCUGUCAAAAUUGUCCAGCAAUAAAGAUUCGGAGCUACUAAAGAUUGUCCCCAUUGAACGCUUAUCGAAGCCCUUCAUCUCCGGAGGUGAAGAGUUGUUAUGGAUAGAAAGUAUCCCACUAUGGAUGCAGCCCAUCAUGGCCUAUCUCAAGGAUCAAUCAUUACCAACUUCGAGAAGCGAGGCGAGAAAGUUAAAAAGGAGGGUUGCGCACUUCAUCCUACAAAAGGAUGUCCUCUACAAAAGAGGCUUUGCCUCACCACUUCUCCGAUGUGUAGGAGAGGAAGAAGCCAGUGUAUACUCGGGGAGAUCCACGAGGAAAUCUGCGAAAAUCACUCAGGAGGAAUGGCUAUGGCACACAAAGUACUCCAACAAGGCUACUUCUGGCCAACCCUGA
Messenger RNA from Olea europaea var. sylvestris, 1395 nucleotides. RefSeq lists its product as uncharacterized. Lineage: Eukaryota; Viridiplantae; Streptophyta; Magnoliopsida; Lamiales; Oleaceae. The record is from RefSeq and is a predicted model, not a curated record. The coding region runs from base 1 to 1395 and encodes 464 amino acids. The transcript has 4 exons. Gene Ontology annotation, molecular function: RNA-DNA hybrid ribonuclease activity; nucleic acid binding.